GAACCUCUGUGUUGAAUGCGUUCAAGCUCACCAUAAUUCAUCCUACAUUGAUUAUCAGUAAGGGCAUCAUGAGUCCAAUUCGACUCGCAGACAUAGAUAAGCCAGAUUACAAAGUUCAAGCAUCUCCUAUCAUAAUUUGGACAUGACUGGCCCUUGCCAAAAACUCAUCCUCGCCUGAAAUUAUUGAGCAGCAGUGAAAUUAUACAAAGUGAAACCAUGUUUUGGGGGUUGGCCCUCAUCGGGCCGGUUUUGGCCUUGGCAAUUGUACCGGUGAAUUCCGUGACUCAAGUGAAUGUCACAGAAAUCAAUACAAGGGUGGAGUGGACUCUGGACGACAGCCCAUACGAGGUGGAAAAUGACCUGCUCGUGUUGGACCGAGGUGAACUUGUCAUCGCACCUGGAGUGGAGAUCCAAUUCCGAGCCCAGGUGGGAAUUACAGUCCGAGGCGUCUUGAAAGCCGAGGGAACCGAGGAGAAUAAGAUCCGUUUCAUUCCCCGAGAACCCAUUCACCCUAAGCAAACCAACCGAACCAUUCGAUUGGUUGAUGGUCCCACGGUAAACGAAGGGGUCAUUCAAAUCCUGGAUCAGGGUUGGUGGCGAUCUGUGUGCACAAAUUCGAAGAAUUGGACUGCCAUCGAUAUGGGAGUGGCUUGUAAGCAAUUAGGCUUCCAAGGAGGAGAAUGGUACCAUUGGUAUCCUCAUUUGAACCAGACGCGUCAGAUCUUAUUUGAAGAGCCAGAGUGCUAUGGAACUGAGGCCAGAAUCGAGGACUGUCGAUUUCAACGUCGAAAAUUUGGCUCCGGGGUUUGCGAUCUGCACCCAAAUUUGGGGUUGCGAUGUCUUCCGUUUCACCAUAGAGAUGAUCCAUCGUCAGAUGGCCAUUGGCGGGGACUCCGAUUCGAAAGUGCCUCUUUCAGAAAAGAUCUGACUAGUGACAACACUUUGUACGUGUCCAAUUCAAAGUCUCGGUUGACCCACGUGGAAAUUAUUGGAGCAGGCAGCGGCAGAUAUCUGGGAAAAAGCAAUACCACUUCGGCCAUUGAAACAUGGGGUGUACCACCUAUCAUGGAGCACAUGCUAGUCACAAACUCUGCUUAUAAUGGCAUUAACAUAACUCAACCGGGUGGACUGGUAUCCAUUGCCUAUAGUAACAUCACUUAUAAUCGGGGUUAUGGAAUAUAUGUGAACUCCACAAAAGGCACGGUGUCCAUCUUCAACACGUCUGUGACCAAGAACUUUGCCGAUGGAAUCAAAUACUUCUUUCACGAUUUCCGUCCGGAGACCAAACUCAUCGACGGCGUGGAUAUUCAUGAUUUCUGCACAUAUUCCACCACGUACAGUCAAACCUAUCCAUUUCUCAUGGUAGCUGAGCAAUAUGGUGACAGCACAGUGAAUAGAUCUUGCAGUAAACGAUUCUAUACCAGCCAUGGCUACGUGCUAACGCUCCACUUCGUUCAUUUUAUGGCGAAAACUAACGAUGGUGUGACUUUAGAGAUUCGCGAUGGAAGCGACGCAUCUGCUAGACUUAUCAAAGAAAUCCAAGUCAAGAACUACACACGUCCUGAGAGCUUAGUCACCACGGGCAAUAACUUGUUCAUCACGUUCAAAGCUGAGCCUAAAUUGGCCUCUGAAGUGUUCCUGGAGGUAACCGCUGGGCCUAAAAAAGCUUAUGACAUCAACGUGACCAACUCGGUGAUUGAGGACAACGCCGGGAGGGGAAUCUGGGUGGAGUGGAUGAGAAGUGCAGCACACAUUCACAAGUCCACCAUUCAACGACAUAAUUACGUGGCAGGCUUACAUGUUAGUGGGGGAGCCGGUGAUGUUAACGUGACCCAUUCAGUGAUAUCCAAUAACUAUGUCGAUGGCAUCAACGUCACUUAUGGGGGUGGACAUACCAACGUGUCCUGGUCAACCGUCAGUGAUAACGUGGGUAUGGGUGUGGCGUUGUGGAUCAACGAAACCACCGUCAAUUUCCCGGUCAAACAGGAGAUGACAGUGUCGUAUUCAAACAUCUCACUGAACCACGAUAUUGGUGUUCUUGUUGGAAACUAUUGCGGACCAGCCAUUGUGAACAUCAGUGGCAACUAUUUUGACGAUGGGAGAUACAUUGGAUUAGAGAUUUUGUCUUGCUGGAGAGACACACUCUUGGAACACGUACCCGAAGGCGUCACCGAUAUUUUCAUCGGUCAUAACUUCUUCAGAGGGCACGAGCGAGUGGCUCUUAAGAUGAGUCCUUUGGUGCGUGCACAAGGCCAAAUUGUCCACAACGACUUCCGAGGCAACAACGAUGGUUGUCUUUACAUUUACAAUAAAGACGACUUCAUUCUAGAAAUCCAGAAGGCGCAGUUGUUGAUUGAGGAAAACAGAUUCUUAGAGAAUUCAGGUCGCUUUGUUCUCAAUCUUGGUCUGUCGCAUUACGAUUUCAAAAAGAUUCAAAAUCUCAACAUGCGCUUCAAUUGGGUGCAACAGAAUCGGAUAAGUGAGCCUUGGCAUGACUUAAACGCACGUAGCAUGGUGGCUGCAGUUGUGGUCAUCGGAUCGGAUAACGUUCAAAUUCAUAGGAAUUUGAUUGAGAAUCCUGCCUCUCGUUACGAGAUCGGGUCGCAUCUUGUGGAACCCAAUACCCAGAUUAAGUGCGAAAAUAACUGGCUGGGCUUUAAAGAAGAGCAAUUCGUCUGGGAACGGGUGUUUGAUCGAGACGAUCGCUACAACUUGGCCAAGAUCAACUAUGUACCGUACCUCCUUUCCAACAACAUCAAUACAGAAUUAAUUUUAGAAAAGCCGGAGUGGGAACAUCAGUUCAUAGACUCUGACAACUUUGAAAUCGGAGGAGAGGUCACUGGAGUAGAAGAGCUCAAACGAGAUGGGGUGUACCUGGUCCGCCGAGACAUCAAUGUCAGACCCAAUGGGCGCCUCAAAAUCACCCCUGGUGUGAAACUCCAGUUCGAACACAGCGUGGGCAUGAUGGUGUCCGGGGAAUUGAUCACGGAAGGAGACCUCAAAGGGGGCAAGCCCGUGUUCACUCUACAUGAGCCAAUGCCUGUCAACGGUACCGUUUCCAAGAUCAGAUUAGUUGGAGGCAAAUCCAGUCGAGAGGGCCGCCUCCAAGUCCGAAUCAAUGAUCAAUGGGGCACUGUGUGCAAUCACGGCUGGACGGUUCAUUCCGCUGCUUUGGCUUGUCAACAAAUGGGAUGGGUUUUGAAUCCAGAGGAUUGGGAUCUCAAGCCCGACGAGAUUCCAUUAGUUGGUUCGGACCAUCCCAUCCUCUUGAGCAACGUGAGAUGUGGUCCGUUGGAUACGGAUGUGACAUCCUGCAAGCUGAGUGAAGGAACAGAUAUGAUGCAUAACUCUUGCACUCACGAAGAUGAUGUCGGUUUGAGGUGCUAUGGUCUCUCAUGGAGUGGGGUCCGAUUAGGCAUGACUGCUAAACGGAGUAAGCUCUUCGACGUGCAUAUUGAGAAGGCUGGCUUGUACGAUUUUCGACUUCAUGAGUUCAAGGCAGCCUUGCAAGUGGAUUUCAGUCACCACGUGUUCGAGCACAUUGUUGUAGCUGACAAUGAUUACGAUGGUUUGGGGGUGUAUUACUCGGACAUUUAUCAUCCGGACAAGGUCAACAUCAUCAAGAACUCUCAAUUUCUCAACAACAAGAGACAUGGAGUCAGUUUCCGUCAAGUGGGCAUGGUUCUUAACAACUGCGAGAUUGUGAACAACCGUGGAAGUGGGAUCCACCACGACGCCAUGUUGGACAAAUUGGAACAAAGGGAGCUAUCAGAAUGGAUGUCCCUCAAACGAGAACGAGACGAGAAGUUGGUGUUUGACAUUCCAUCCAAAGAUAACAAGGGCACCACUGCUGGAGACCCAAUCAUCAUUCCUGAGGGAGAAUCGCUCCUAAUUGAAACCAAGACAUUCAAUGAAUCCACGGAAAAGACCUAUUACAUACGAGCCGAGAGAGACGAAUUCGUAUUGGGGAUGCAACUCAUUAAUCCAUUCCACAAUUACACAUCCGAAGUACUUCUCGUCUAUGACUUCAAGGAAGUCACUUUGGAGGGAGGGAUUGAGGUUUGGAACAUUUCCCGGGAUAUUGCAAGCUUCCCAACGAUUAGUUCAAGUUAUGCUAUAUCCCUUAAAUACGAAAGUGGUUCUAAUGCCCUGGGUGGAAUGAUGUUCCUCAUAACGCCAAUCAAUUGUGCCAAUCUACCAGGGAACUGCAACACGAGAGCAUACUAUGUCAACCCUCUUCAUCGUGAUAGAAUCGUCCCAGGAUCGUUCUCGAGGUUAACCGUUCAAAAGAGUGUGAUAUCCAGGAACGGUCGGGGCAUCUCGACAGUCCACUACAAUCGGUUCUUGGGUCAUGACAAUCAAAUCUACUUGAGAAAAUCAAACGAAUCGAUCGAAGUGUUUGAUUCAGAAAUAUCUUUCUCGGAUCGAGAGGCCAUCCACGUGUUCACACCUUUUCGUGAGAUCCAUCCUUACAAUAUCACGGAAAUUACGUUCAUGAUCAAUCGAACACGCUUCUUGGACAAUACUGGAGGAAUCUAUCAGUAUUCCAAAGACCUCAGAGAUUCCAACAACCUCUUUCACUGGGUGCUCCGUGAGAAUGUCUUUGAGCGUAAUGGUGGUGGAGGCAUUGACAUCACAUUGCCAUAUGUAUGGCAAUACAACGCCAAUUACACACACACUAUCCACUUGGAUAGCAACGUCAUGGUUCAGAACAAGGAUUUUGGCCUCACUAUUCGCGGCCAUUUCGCUCGAGUCUAUAUUGUGAACAAUACCAUCUUCGACAACUUUUGUCGUGGCGGUCUUUUGGCGCUUCGAGGAAUGGAAAAGGAGUCUUGGAUCUUCGCGAACAACAUCCAAAACAACGACGGAAUUUACAUGGCUGAAUUUGAGUUGGAUUCUCACUCGGAGAUCUUAGGAUUUGUCGAGGCUUAUUUCACGCAGAACGUCAUCCAAAACAAUCAACACUCUCAUGAGGCCUACGACCAUCCUUACCAUCCAGCCAGCUACGCUGUUAGCAUUAAAGGUGUUCAAAAGUUCAACAUCACCGACAAUCUGUUUGGUAACAACGGACUUGAUUAUGAACUACUUGCGGGCGUUAACACGGCCAGAGUUUCGAAUUAUCUCAACGUAGAAAGGAACUUCUGGGGAACACCUAAUUUGGAACUCAUUCGGGAGAGGAUUUUUGACUUUGACGAUUGGAACUCGUAUGCCAUUGCAUCUUUUCUACCUUAUUUCCUGGAAAAUAGUUUCGAAAGCUCGCUCUCGACUUCGUUUGAUCAAAACCCACCUUUGGACUUGGACCGAUUAGGGGGUCGUUUAUAUGAAUCCCUUCGCUUGAUUGCCCGCCCCGGAAGACCAUAUGUGAUUCAAUCCGAUCUUACCGUGAUGCCAGAUGCCACAUUGGUGAUUGAACCUGGAGCAGAAUUACAGUUCUAUCCGAGCGUGGGCAUUCUCGUUCUGGGCACACUUCACGCCCAAGGGCGAAUGGAGCAAAAUAUCAUUUUCAAACCGGUGGAACCACAUAUUCAAAAACAACAGAAGCAACAACAUCUCCAGCACUCGAAAACGAAACGGGCCCCAAGCAUUCAAAGACCCAUGACAGCCCUCAACAGUGACGAAAUUGACGUUCGACUGUGCAUUGCCGACAAAAACGGGACAGUCUGCCCUCCUGAAACCGAUCAAGGUUUUUUGGAAAUCUUCAAUCGCACGACCCAUCAGUGGGUUCCAAUUUGUGACAAGCGCUUCGCGGAACGCAAUGCCCAAGUGAUUUGCAAGCAAUUGGGCUUUGAUUUUCUCAAUGUGUACCUCGACUUUGACCAGAGGAUCGAAUACAAUGCCCUGUCUUUGGUGCGAACCAUAUUUUGGCCAGAGCCCUUUCAAUGCACGGGCAAUGAAAAACGAUUGGCUGACUGUCCCCUCAGAAUGGAUGGCGAAAAUCAAGAAUACGGGCGUGAAUUUCAGUGCAAUUGGAAAUCCAAAGAUUUUGUUUUCAUUCAUUGUGGGAAGCCCAACCUGGAUCCGAAUUACUCGUAUUGGGGCGGCAUCCGAUUUUCGGUGAAGGAGUUUGAGCAAGAGCUCUUCCAUGAGCGCAUCCACGAUGCUGUUACGCACUCAACUCUAGAAAAGCACCAAUCCACCCUUGAAUAUGUUCAAAUUGUUGGAGCUGGUAUUCUCCAUGGGGAGAAGUCUCCUGCCGUUCAAGUGGUGAUGAAAUCGCCCCUUUUGGCCAGUUUAAACAUAUCUCAUUGCGCCCACGAUGGCAUCAAUUUGGUGUCUCCUUCGAAAACUAUGAACAUGCUUUACAAUAAGAUAGAGAAUAACAUGGGGAUUGGCUUGAGUGCUGCCGUGAUGACAGGAGAGGUUCGCCAAGAAGAACUUUCCGCAUUUGUUCCCAUUGAGCACAUUCCCAUUCCGUAUCAUAACUUUGGAUUGGUUGACAUUUGUGACCCACAAAAGGAAAUUGUCGUCGAAGAGAGAAUUUUGCUUUACUAUAAGUACGAUAAUUACCCUGUGGAUUGUGUUAAGACGUUUUCAAGCAUUUAUGACGUCAAGCCCAUUGGAUUCAGGCUCCUACAAUAUCAGCUGGUCAAUGGAACAAACGAGGCUUGGACUGCAGACAAUAUCGCACUCUACGACGGCGAUAUCUAUAAUGUUUCAUCCGCUAAGAUCGUGGAGCUUAAGGUGGACGGUAGUACCUUGGAUCGAAGCUUGUACAGAACAAGCCGAACCAAUGCCAUGGGGAUCAAGUUUCAUUCCACAGGAUCGAGAGAAGAUUUGGGAUUCUUAGCUGAAGUGGUGACCUUGCCAAUAUCCGUGGCAGGUAUCGAUCGAGAUAUCCGUCACAAUAUAUCGUUUUCUGUUUUCGAGAACAACCAACGUGGAGCGGUUUAUUAUACUUCAGCCGGGGAAAUCAAUCCCAUUAUCACGAUGCAACGGAAUCGCUUUGCCGCAAAUUGUGUUUCACUUUACGGUAACUUCAGUACUUGUCAAUCUGCCAUCCAUUUGGAUAUUCAGAACACGCAGGAUGUUUUCUUCUACAACAAUUUCGUGAACAAGAACAUAGGAGGACUCUCCAUUCAAGCUGGAAGUAGUGGAACGGCAACUGCCAUGCGGGGACUCCUUCACAAUAACGUUUUUGAAGGGAAUGAAAAGAAAUCAACUUUGGAGGUAUCUGGACGACAAACCAGCCCCUAUCAGGAAGUCGCUAUGUUCCGAAAUUAUUUUACCCGGAACAAUGUCACCCACGAACCAGUACUCAAGCUUACUCAGGUGGUUUGUAAUGUGAGUCACAACACCGUCCACAAUAACUACGGCAAGUCGAUCAUGGAUGUGACUGGAUUCAACAACGUCCGUUUGCCUAUCUAUCAAAGUUUCACCCAUAAUGGCUUCUACAACAAUAUUGCGUAUGGGCUUCAUUGUGAAAAAACUGCCCUUGGUCAUUGCCGAUGGGGAAGUCGAGCUACAAUUGUAGCCGGCUCUGCUGGGCAAGAAUAUGUUGACAAUGUUUUCUACAACCGGAACAAUGACUAUGAGCUAGUCACUUUGAACCGAUCCGAGUAUGAUGUAUGGAAGACUCCAAUCAAUGCCAAAUACAACUAUUGGGCAUACAAUGAAACCUACGCGGUGGCUGGACGGAUAAAAGAUCUCCAUGACGAAGAUGGUCUUUUGGAAGUCGACUUCACGCCGUUCCAAAUGAACAACAAAAGUUUACUCAGUGGGAAAUGUCAGCCAGGUUGGACGCUUCUCGGAGACACAUGUUUCAUGUAUCUGGGAGGUCCAAUGUCUUUCCAACAAGCUAACGAGUUCUGUGCCAAAGACAACGCUACACUUCCCACUAUUCGGAACUUUCGUCAAUACUAUCAGCUCACUCAUUACCUUGAGACCCAACAAGACGAUUGGCGCUACUACGACAUGGUAUGGAUCAAUGAUUUGGACAACCAGUUGUGCAACGUGUUUGUGGAUGGAAGUGUAAAGAGCGUGUCGUGUGACUUUAUGCUGCCCACCUUAUGUGAAAUGGAUGAGCAUGUCCGGUUAUCGGCUCCCACGUCGGUCGCUGAGCUGCAAAAAGAGGUGAUCUACUCAAUGAUUGCCGUUGGUUUAAUGUUGCUUCUCGUUUUCGUUAUGUGUUGUCUUUGGUGCAAUAAGUCGAAGCAAAGAAAACAGGAGCGAUUCGGCCGGCGAAACUCCAUUCGCCUAUCCAAAAGCUCUCUGGGGUCUAGAUCUAUAGCUUCGAUGGCCAGUACCAACUUUAGUGAAGUCAACUACCGACGGAGACUUUACCAACAACCGAAUGGGGGUGGAGCAAACCGGAUCGUGUCAAAUAGUAGCUAUGACACUUUGGCUGAGAAGCGAUCUCUGGCCCUAAAUUCAACCGCUGAUGAUGAUCUUCGUUCUUAUGAAGUGUUCGAAGCCCAUAAUCCCACGAACACCAAUCCUUUUGGAAGCCAUCUCUCGCCUAAUCAAAGUCAGCAGACGUUUGCCGAUAUGCAUAACGUCCACUAUUCCAUGUCGGACGGAGGAGCUGCUUCCCAAUCACAGUAUUUCCAACCCAAUGGUGCCGUUCGAGAAACGCCCGUUCCAACCUACGACAAUUCAGCUUUCCGACCCGACUCAAGUGCCGGUCACCAUACCCAUAACUCGCCGUGGCAAGGCACAUCAAACACUUGGGGCAAAAACCAGAAUAUGCGCGACGAAACGCCAUACACGACUUCUUCAUUUGGAACUCAGCCUCUUCCAGGGGUUCCAGGGACCCAAGAAAGAAUGGUCAAAAGUGAAGAAGACCAAGAGGAUCGGAAUCCUUUUCGUGGGGACAUGGAUAUGAGCCGCCGAUCGUCUGCAACCAAUCUGCUCGAUCCAAGCCCGUUUGACGGCCCAAAUAUGUCUACCCUGGACUCGAACACCAAUCGAUCCACGUUCAAAGUUGGUGAUCGAGACCAGAACGAUUCUGCCUACAGUGGAAACAUCCCUUCCGUACCUGGUUACGCUCAACCUUUUGCUCAUCUGGACAGACCUUCGGACCCACCUCCCUCGCCUCCUUCGCCCGAAAAGAAGGUCGUUCCCGCACUUGCUGUGCCUCCUCCUAAACCUGAUCGGAGUCAUUUACUGGAUUCGUCUUUCGAUGAAGACCGAAUGGCUUCUCGGCCAACACGAUCACGAAGUGUGGAUCAAAUCUUGGAAACCAAUUUGGAUAGCGAUUCGAGUUGGGAUGACCCAGUGCCUCUUGGGUCGGUGAACAAGAGUCGGACCGAAUCCAAUCUGUUGGAGACAGAUAUGUAAAUCCCACAUCAUAAGAACUACUAGGUCACCUAAAUAGAUCAAUUAUUUUCCAACACCAAAGAUGAACAGAACAGUCAAAUACAAAGGGAUAUGAUUUUUACUCGA
Molecule: messenger RNA, 9381 nt
Organism: Tigriopus californicus
Lineage: Eukaryota; Metazoa; Arthropoda; Copepoda; Harpacticoida; Harpacticidae
Gene: bark
Product: protein bark beetle-like
Exons: 14
Coding region: 217-9276 (3019 amino acids)
Cellular component (GO): membrane
Source: RefSeq, a predicted model, not a curated record